Rhinolophus ferrumequinum (greater horseshoe bat) is the source of this 3158-nucleotide messenger RNA. It is a transcript of the gene PRXL2B, whose product is annotated as peroxiredoxin like 2B. Lineage: Eukaryota; Metazoa; Chordata; Mammalia; Chiroptera; Rhinolophidae. The record is from RefSeq and is a predicted model, not a curated record. Bases 2402 to 3073 code for a protein of 223 amino acids. The transcript is spliced from 8 exons.
AAGCCGCCAGGCCCCCGAGGACCAAAUGUGGGUGCCAAGGGAGCUGGUGGUACCCACUCCUGGAGGAGAGGAAGAGAGACACUAAUCCUCAGGAGGCUUUGGGGACCCCACACGCCUCCCCAUUAAACUCCCAGCGAGUCCCAGCGACUCCUGGCAGCCCGCGUCCGCCAGCCAACCGCUCACGGCAGCACAGCUCCAGGGAGAGCCGUUAUUCACACGCUAGCUGUAGAGGACGCAGCACAUGGCCUAUGUGGGAAUCGAACCGGCGACCUCGGCUCUAGGAGCACAGUGCUGUAACCACCUGAGCCACUCAGCCACCCCCUGGGGAUGCCUAACAAGGUAUUCCACUGGGGGAAGAACCUUCGCCAUUCAUUCAUUCCUGGUGAUGGUGCACUGGCCUGGAAAGGCACCUUGCAUGUACAAACCACCCAAUCCAGGCCCAGCCCCACCUCAGCUGGGCUCUGGCACCCCAGCCCAGUAACUGUGUCCUAAUCACCCCGGGCCUACUGCCCAGAGCCCAGCUGGAACGAUUCCUACUAGCCAGUCCUGGGUCUCGCCUCCCAUCCCUGCCUUUCCCACGGAAAGCACAAGCAAGGCUCUUGCCCAAGUGUCCUCCUCCGUCCGCCUCCUGACUGGCCCUGGGGCUUCCCCCAGUGGCGUGCCUCCCCCUCACCGGGAGCUGUGAGCACCGAACUCUUCAGUGGCCGUUGUCUCCUGACCUGCUGUCCACACCAUACCUUAAUAAUGGUAAAACCCAUGUUUUAAAACAAGGAGCGCCGCGUCUCACAACUGGGUGAAGGGCCCUGGAGGGACAGGGGCUGGGCUGUGGGCCCCAGCUCCAGCUUCUGGGUUGCUCGGCCUCCCGCUGGGACGGGCAGCUCAGUUCCCUGAGAAGGAGCCCGAGAUGGAGGUUGGGACCGUGGGGGGACGCUGACCCUUCCACUCUGCAUCACUUCCUGGUGUGGCACUGGCCUUGCCUGGGUGUGUCCUCACACACCGGGCCCUGGGUGGAGCUGACAGGGGCUGCCCCUUCCUGCUCAACCAGGCCCCUUCGCUGAGGGCAGGACGCAGCUGCUGGUUCUGGCUGUGGGCAUCACCUGCUUCGAGUUCGGAGCCUGGGAGCAGCUCCUGGGGUCGAAGAGGGCCACCCGUGAUGUGGGCAGCCGGGAAAGUAACAUACGUGAAUUUGGACGUGACUCUCGGGUUGGGUAUGGAUGGUCGGGACAUUGGGGGGCAUUUUGGGGCCCUCGCACAGAGAGGUGUUGAGUUGUGAGCGCCACCCUUGGACGUUAGGACCAGUACCCGAGGCCCUGGCCCCGCCAGGACCCGCCACUUCUCCAAGGAGUCCUGGCUGUUUUGAUGGAGGAUGGUUUUAGAAGCCACCGUGUGCUGCCGGACUACUCAUUGUCACUGGGAUGGCAUGCUUUGAGUGUCUCUUGGUGGACAUGGUAGGGAAUGUGGAUCACAAAGUGAUUGAAGGCUGUCUUGUGAGGCACAUCUGGGAGAAUUUUAGCACCAAAAUAAAUGCCGAUAGCCGUGAUUAGAUCCAUUGAAUAAAGUGAGAAAUCACGAGGCCGACUAACUUCAGUGGAGAGAGAGCAAACUGUGUCACCCUCGGGUGACCCUCCGGCAGUCACUGUCCAGGUAAUAUCGUCAAUGGGGGACAGUGAUGGCUAGUCUCAAAGCACCUUCCAAAAUACACUUUGUUUUACAUGGAGCAUGAGAAUGUUUUCUUUAUCCUUAGAUCCCAGCUCCUGGGGGGUGACAGCCACAGGUGUUGCAGAGGCAGCACCCCCCACCCCAGCAUCACAGACCCAUCCUGGACUCCGGGCGCUGCACUCCUGGGCUCUUCCCCUUUCUUCCUCCCUCCAAGCCUCCUGGCCUCCACACCCGCGAUACGGGGGCUCACACGGCUCGCCUUCACUCCGUCCCGCAAACCACGUACUACGACGCUGCCUCUACUUCCUCUGCUUUGGUUCGGGACCCCGGGACGCCAGCAGCUCGGCCCCUCCGCCCGCCCGCAUCCCACCAGGGCUGGCGGGCCCGGGCCGGCGCAGCACUCUGCACCCGCGCAGGCCUGCAGUCCGCCGUCAAGCUCCGCCCGCCGCCAGCGCCGUGGCGCCAUUGGCCGAAUGGCUCAUGCAUAUGCAAACUAGGUGACUGAACAGGUGACCGCCCGUUUUGCGGUAAUAGGGGCGGCAAGCGUUCUGGGGACUUGGCCUAGGUUGAGAGGCAAUCUGAACGUGGGCCUGGGCGGAGGGGAGGUCUAGGAGCCGGGAGGCGGCCUGGGGGCGUGGCCGGGGCGUGACCAGCCUGGAGCCCGGCUCCCGCGUAGCCCCCAGGUGGAGCGCGGCGGGUCGGGAGCGCUCACUGCAGCAGGAGGCCGGAGCGGGCGGCCGUCAUGAACUCCGUAGAUCUUGCCCGCGUGGGCGCGUGUGUUCUGAAGCAUGCGGUGACCGGGGAGGCCGUGGAGCUGCGGAGCCUGUGGCAGGAGCAGGCGUGUGUGGUGGUCGGUCUGCGGCGCUUCGGCUGCAUCGUGUGUCGCUGGAUCGCCCGGGACCUCAGCAGCCUCAAGGGACUCCUGGACCUGCACGGCGUGCGCCUGGUGGGCGUAGGGCCCGAGGCCCGGGGCCUGCAGGAGUUCCUGGACGGGGGCUACUUCUCCGGAGAGCUCUACCUGGAUGAGAGCAAGCAGUUCUACAAGCAGCUGAGCUUCAAGCGGUACAACGGCUUGAGCAUCCUGCCAGUCGCCCUGCAGAAGCCAGUGCGUGAUGUGGCCUUGAAGGCCAUGGCUGUCGGCAUCUGGGGGAACCUGUCUGGGGACCUGCGGCAGAGCGGAGGCCUUUUGGUGGUCAGCAAAGGUGGUGACAAAGUGCUGCUACACUUCAUCCAGAAGUCCGUAGGCGACUAUGUUCCCCAGGAGAGCAUCCUGAAGGCCCUGGGCAUCUCUGCGGAGGUCUGUGCCAGCAAGCUGCCCCAGUGUGAAGAGGAGGCGUGCUCGAGGCAAAGGCCCCAGGCUUCUGAGGAUGUGGGAGGCAUCUGCUGUCCUGGGAACAAUGCAAGUCGGAUGUGAAGAAUUGUUCUGGAACUUCGGCCUGGCAUGCUGCACCCUGCGUGGUCAGCGGGUAGCGCCGAGCAUUACACUGCGGUGUCUGUUA